UCCGCCUCUCCCCGUUCCCAUUUCCACUCAUUGCUCUGCAAUAACGCACACCCUGCAGUAUUGCACAUUGUUUUGCAGCCAUGGAGACUGGCAUUGCCUGCUUCGCCAGAGGUACCUUCCUACCCAAUGUUUCUUCCAAACACUCUCCUCCGUCCGUCUCUCCGUCUUUCGGAUUCACGAGUCUGAAAUCAAGCUCUUUAUUCGGGGAGUCACUAAGAGUGGCAUCCAAAUCAACUGUAAAGGUUUCAAAGCCACGGGAUGCUUCGCUUGUGACCAGAUGUGAAAUUGGUGACACCCUGGAAGAGUUCCUUACAAAGGCAACUCCGGAUAAGGGACUGAUCCGGUUGCUGGUGUGCAUGGGAGAAGCAUUGAGAACCAUUUCCUUCAAAGUGAAGACUGCUUCUUGCGGUGGAACUCAAUGUGUUAAUUCCUUUGGGGACGAGCAGCUUGCUGUGGAUAUGCUCGCCAACAAUCUUCUUUUUGACGCCUUAAGACACUCGCACUUCUGCAAAUAUGCUUGCUCAGAGGAAGUUCCUGAACUCCAGGACAUGGAAGGUCCAGUUGAAGGUGGAUUUAGUGUUGCAUUUGACCCGCUCGAUGGCUCCAGUAUUGUGGACACAAAUUUCACUGUGGGCACAAUCUUUGGUGUGUGGCCUGGAGAGAAGUUAACCGGGGUCACUGGAAGAGAUCAAGCUGCUGCAGCCAUGGGAAUAUUUGGUCCUAGAACCACAUAUGUGCUUGCUCUUAAGGACUACCCUGGAACACACGAAUUUCUUCUUCUUGAUGAAGGAAAAUGGCAACAUGUCAAGGAGACCACAGACAUUGGUGAAGGAAAACUUUUCUCUCCUGGAAAUUUGAGAGCCACAUCUGACAACCCUAAAUAUAAUGAGUUGAUCAACUACUAUGUGAAAGAAAAAUACACACUGAGAUAUACCGGAGGAAUGGUACCAGACGUCAACCAGAUUAUUGUGAAAGAGAAGGGUGUAUUUACAAAUGUGACAUCUCCAUCAGCCAAAGCCAAGCUGAGGCUGCUGUUUGAGGUCGCUCCCUUAGGGCUCUUGAUUGAAAAGGCAGGAGGUUUCAGCAGUGAUGGUCAUCAGUCUGUGCUAGACAAGGUCAUAAAUAACCUUGAUGAGAGAACUCAAGUUGCUUAUGGAUCCAAGAACGAGAUCAUCCGGUUUGAAGAAACUCUCUACGGUUCAUCCAGACUCAAAGGUGGUGUUCCUGUUGGAGCAGCUGCUUAAGCUGUUGAGCUGCAAUCCCAUCGGAAAUUUUCAUCUCUUUUUUGUGAAGAAAGAUAUAUGUUGUUAUCAAUCUUACGGACAAGUGGUUAUGAUUUAGUAACAUAUUUUCAGUUUAUGGUGAUAACAAAGUUAAGUUGACGUUGAUAAGACUGAGAUCAUCUCGUCAAGUUCACUGUCCAUUAAGCAAUGCCUUGUGAAUUUUGGUUCAUCGAAUACAGACUCAAAAUCAAAGUUUCAAUGAGA
Molecule: messenger RNA, 1487 nt
Organism: Neltuma alba
Lineage: Eukaryota; Viridiplantae; Streptophyta; Magnoliopsida; Fabales; Fabaceae
Product: sedoheptulose-1,7-bisphosphatase, chloroplastic
Exons: 8
Coding region: 81-1244 (387 amino acids)
Biological process (GO): fructose metabolic process; sucrose biosynthetic process; fructose 6-phosphate metabolic process
Cellular component (GO): cytoplasm
Molecular function (GO): fructose 1,6-bisphosphate 1-phosphatase activity
Source: RefSeq, a predicted model, not a curated record